UCUCCAUCUUCUUCCCCAAAUUGACCACGAAAUUUUAAGCAUCCUACCCAACAAUGAUUGCUCAAUUUUGUCAUAGAUUACGAGAGCAUGUCGCAGCCUUGCCAAAGAUAGUAUAUACAAGGCAGUUAGGCACAGACAUUCUCAACUGCCAGUUGUGUCCAACCACCAUAAGCCACCAACUGAGCAACCGGCAAGCUAGCCGGGGCGGCAGCACGGCCUCCAUGGACGGAGCUCGCCGGAACGGCGCGUGGGAGAUCGAGCUGGCCCGGCCCGGGCCGGACACGGCGCGGUCGGACCGCUGCGCGAAGCUAUUCAUGAUGUGGGGGGCGGCCAUCGCGAUCCCCGCCCUGGUUUUCGUCUUCGCCGGCUACGUCUGGGGCUCCGUCGCCACGGCCGCGCUCCUGGUCGCCGGGUGCUGGUUCACGUGCUACUACUACAGGGCAGCGCCGCCGGAGCCGCAGCUGCUCCCGGAGCACCUUGGCCCGCUGCGCGUCGCCGUGCCGGUGGGGCAGCCGCGGGAGGUCAACGGCGCCGCCGGGCUCAGUCAGGAGGACGUCGAGGCCAUCCCGGCGUUCGAGUACCGCCGCAAGGCGGCGGGGCCGGCGGAGCAGUGCGCGGUGUGCAUCAACGUCGUCCGGGACGGGGAGACGGUGAGGAGGCUGCCGGCGUGCGGGCACACGUUCCACGCGCCGUGUGUCGACGGGUGGCUGCGCGCGCACGCCACGUGCCCGAUGUGCCGCGCCGACGUCAAGGUCGCCGCCGGCGAGCCACCAGCGGAGGCGGCGGUGUAGCAUUGGGACGGUGGGACAGCACUUGUCCGAAACUCAGAAUUGUGUAAUUGUGGGAUUGUAUCCGGGCGUUCGUGUUCGUUAUCUGUCUAUAUACAUAUAUAAGUGGGUUUUGGAUUCAAAUUUAAGAAUUUUGUUUAAAUUUCAAUAAGAAGCCAUAA
Messenger RNA from Panicum virgatum (switchgrass), 949 nucleotides. Its product is annotated as E3 ubiquitin-protein ligase EL5-like. The record is from RefSeq and is a predicted model, not a curated record. Bases 54 to 791 code for a protein of 245 amino acids. Lineage: Eukaryota; Viridiplantae; Streptophyta; Magnoliopsida; Poales; Poaceae. The transcript has a single exon.